Messenger RNA from Armigeres subalbatus, 594 nucleotides. RefSeq lists its product as uncharacterized. The record is from RefSeq and is a predicted model, not a curated record. The transcript has 3 exons. The coding region runs from base 66 to 440 and encodes 124 amino acids. Lineage: Eukaryota; Metazoa; Arthropoda; Insecta; Diptera; Culicidae.
UUCUUUACCUAUAUCCCCGUUCUAAUCCAAAGCCAAGCCACCUUUCAUGCCCUGCAACAAUAGCAAUGGAUGCUUUAAAACAGUGGUUUCUGUACAAGUUGCAGCUUAUUCUCAACUGGUGGCAACCACCUCCGGAAGAGAUCGAACCUUGGUCAGAUCUAAUGGGAAACGUUAGAUUCUAUUAUAACAACGAUGAGGACUUCAAAUGGUCUGCUACGGUGCUCAUAAUCGUAAUUGCAAUAGUCAUGGCUUUCGCGGUCAGUUCGCCGUGGUUGCUGGCAUGGCGGUACCGUAGGCGAUACAAUAUAGAUGCUUUUGUAGCAGUUGCUGCAAUUCACGCCUUGGAUGAGUCCAAACAUUGUUUGAAACUGAUUGCGAAGCACUUGGAGCGGAAACGUGAUUAUUCAACACGAUCUGAACUGCUUAAGGCAGCAGCCUAAUGAGUCAUUCUAAAGAUGACUCACCAAACAACAAAGCGAACAUGAAUCAGAUGUGUUUCACCAGAACGGCGACUAUCCACCAGAACAAACUAAUUUUCGUGUUGUGUAUUCCUUUAUUUUAUGUUGUUUUAUGAACGAAUAAUGAUAUAUUUUA